This is a messenger RNA of Dendrobium catenatum, 1506 nucleotides long. RefSeq names its product F-box protein At5g52880. The record is from RefSeq and is a predicted model, not a curated record. Bases 161 to 1126 code for a protein of 321 amino acids. Gene Ontology annotation, molecular function: protein binding. The transcript has 7 exons. NCBI's taxonomy places the organism in Eukaryota, Viridiplantae, Streptophyta, Magnoliopsida, Asparagales, Orchidaceae.
AAACUCACUAUAUUACUAAAGUAAGCUUCUAUGUGCGCGCCAUAUGAAGCCACCAUAAAAGGGCAGCUUGGCUUCCGAUAAACUGAAAAACCAGUCGUUGCUUCGAUCAAAUUUGAAUUUAACUGAAGCACCGAUUCAGUUCGGCUCCGUGGUGAAAUAUAUGGUGUACGGGUUCGGCAAAGGAGGGCCUUCGCCUGCGGAAAAAUACGAGCAAUUAGGGUUAGCCGAUGCCCUCUCUCGCCCUUACGAUUACUCGCCAGCCUGCCAGGAGCUGGCUCUCAUCCUCAGACGCGCUUAUGCGAAGCUUCCCAAGAAUGUUCAGUCCCUCGUCUUCCGCGACACGCUCUCCGCUUUUCGCCUUCUUCCCCAGUUAGUUUUAUUUCCUGUUGAACCAAGCAUCGGAAUUCCAGCUGCAAAUCUUCUUGUCCAAGCUAGUGAAGCUGCACUACCCAAGCAGAAGAAAACACUGGCUUCCUCUGAGUUCAAGCAUGUUGUGGUUGCACAGAGGAGGCGUGUCAAAGUUCUUGAACAUGAAGGUUAUACACACCUACCUCAGGAUAUCCUUCUCCAUGUUUUCAGAUCGCUUGACAUGAGGUCUUUGGUCAAUGCUAGCUCAGUUUGCUGGGAGUGGAAUACUGCUGCAAAAGCAAAUAUAUUAUGGAUGUCCCAGUAUUCCAUAAUAUUUGGCAAGUUUGAUAUUUCUGUCAAAAAAAAAUUUUGUGAUUAUGCUGAUGAAGUCGCUGGUGUCAGGAUUAAAGAAUGCAAAGACCUAUCAGUUAAUUUUGAUUGGAGAUGGGCUUUUAAAAUGAGAUUCAUGAAUUGCUCUGCUUGGAGAUCCAGACCGCAUCGAGCAGUUUGUAUGCAUUGUGAAUCAGUAAUCUGGCUCAGUGGGUUAACAUCUGAUACACCUCACCAUUGUCCUAAAAGUGAAAAAGGCAGGUUAAAAAUCAAGCCCAUUCCAGCUUAUAUGCUCGUAGACUAUCUACUGGGAGCGGAAGACAAUUGCGAGAGUAGCAGACAUAACUCGGCUUUCUUAUUCUCUGAAAGUGAUGACAGUGAUUCUGAUGGCUCUCCAGCCCCUAAAUGGUUGCCUAAGUUGUGGGCCUUACCUAGGCUGGUUGACUGAAUUUUUGAGCGAAAUUAUGAGGUUAGGUUAUUGGUUGUCAUCUCCGAGCCACGAGAGAAAAUGUGAGGAUGAGAUGCAGGCGAGCUCAUUGCCACUCUCUUGUAUGCGUAUUCGAGGAUGACAUGCACAAGAAGACAACAGGUUGGCAACUUCAUAUUUUAAUUAAGCCAUUUGAUAUGCAAAAUUACAAAUGAUGAUUUGAUGGUUAGCAGAUUCAUUUCAAUAAAUAUUUUAAGAAAUUAUGUCCCAUCAUAAACUUUCUGUCAAUGUUCUAACUACCUUAAUCAUGUAUUAUUAUAAAUGAUUUGUCUAAAUUAUUAUUAUUUUGGUUUUAUUUGAAAGUGAUGGAAAGUAAAGGGAAAUGAAUUGCAUUGAUUUCA